Chelmon rostratus (copperband butterflyfish) is the source of this 3263-nucleotide messenger RNA. RefSeq lists its product as uncharacterized. NCBI's taxonomy places the organism in Eukaryota, Metazoa, Chordata, Actinopteri, Chaetodontiformes, Chaetodontidae. The transcript has 8 exons. Bases 33 to 1169 code for a protein of 378 amino acids. The record is from RefSeq and is a predicted model, not a curated record.
UCGAGCUGCUCUGACAGGAAAUAACCUUGAUAAUGGAAAGCGGCUGCUCUCUUCAGCUGAAUACGGCGAGGAUGGCGAUGAAGAUGGCUGCCGUCUCCACCGCCGCCCUGCUCCUGCUCUGCUGCUCCGUCUUCGCCUCCAAAGGUUCUAAGGACGGCUGUGACUUCUCUGCUGCAACAAACGACAACUUUACUGUGCCACUGCACCACGCACUGCAGAGCACGGAACACUUGAGAUGGGCCCACGACCAAUCAAUAAUCUUCGAUCGCAGGCCAAACAAGUUGGUCAGAGGGAAGGAGGAUGAUAUUUUUAAAAAUGGAUCCCUCAAGCUGACAAAUUUGGACAAAAGCAAGGCUGGGAGAUACACCCCUGAGGUUUUUACUGCCGAUGGAAAGGCGAUAGUCAACCUGAAGAGCACACGUUUAUGUGUAUUUGAACGUGUCCCCAGGCCAGAAGUGACGUUUGAAUGUGUUCAAUCGUCACGUUCAGUCAGGUUUACCUGCACUGCCGGUCAGCCGAACAAGGGCCUCAGCAUUGAAUGGCUUCAGGAUGGCAAGGCAUUGGGAAAGACGAAAAGUCAGACUCUGGUCAAAACAGCUGAAGACCUGAAAAAACAUACUUUCAGCUGCAAGGUGUCCAACAGCUAUACCUCUCUGAUUAGCGAACCUGUUCAACACAACUGCACUAAGCCAGGGUUUGUUUUCCCUGACAAGCUACUGGGAAUUAAUUCAUGGAUAGUUGUGGGCUGCGGUGGAGGUGUUGUUCUGAUGCUGAUUGUCAUCAUCAUUGUUUGCUGCAUCUGCAACAGAAGGAAAAAGCGCAUGCGCUUGAAAGAUGAGGAUGAGCUUCGUUUGACGUGGACCCAUACGAACCAACAACAUCGUUAUUGUCAUCCUCCCGAUCAACAGCAACAUCAUCAUCAUCAUCAUCAUCACCACCAGCACCAGCACCAGCAGCAGCCGGCCGGCCACACCGGCCCUCGCCAACAUCGCUCCAAACAGCCGUGCAACCAGCAGCGACCCAGAGCCCCCGACCAAGCCAGCGGGCAGCCUCAGCCCAGCCCCAGAAGACCUGCACAGAACCCCAGACCGGCUCAUACCACUGACGACGAGCAGCCUCCUCCUCUUCCUCAGCCCAGGAAGAAAGCUCCCAAAACGCCAAGAGUGUGACACCGCGUGAGUGUCGGAGCGUAAUCGCUCCUCUUCUUUCCGAGCGCACCUGCUCUUCUUCGCCAGAAUUCUGUGACGUUCGUGUUUCAUGGAGGAAGACGAAUGAAUCCAAACUCACUCCACACAACACGAAGCUGAAGCUGAACUCAAACUAUGAAUAUUCACAAGUUUCUGCUUUAUUAUGACACAAAUAUUAAGUCAUUAUAAUCUUUGUUAAAUUGUCCUUUUUCCAUUAUCUCAUUGUUACAAUUUAGUUACUUUAUUAUAUCUGAUAGCAAAAGAUGGGCAGAAAUUAGCCUUGUUUAAAAUUAAUUUAGACCAAAAAGUGAAACGAUCUGUGAAGAGCUACCUCUUUCUCUCCUCUUGUUUUGUUCUGCUCUCCUCUGAGCCUUCUGUUUCGCUCAUCUCUGGAGAGACUAUGGGCUGUAAGAGGCCAUUGUUGCAAACUAAUGAGACAUUAAGGUUAGCAUGUCAAACUAUUAUUCUGAGUGAUCUUUAAAAGGGUUAUUAUUGUACUUUUGUAGUUUUUUUAAUAUAAGUGAUCUUCUUUAUACUCGAGUAAUCAUGUGUAUACUGGUUGUCAAACAACAUAUAAAUGAUGGAAGGGUGUAUGAAUGUCUGCCUCGGUGGGGCGUUCAAGGACUUUCUACUUCCGUCCAACAUGCCUGUAUCCAGCAUUGGAACAAACUAAAAUUAAUAAGCACAUUUCAGCAACCUCCAUCUCCUGAGGAAGACCAUGAAAUAAGAAAGCUCAGGAAAAAGCUUUCUCACCUUGAGUUAAAAUCUGAAGGAAACUCCUUGAUUUUGAGCCCCAAAGCCAACACGCAACACUGGGUGCUAUUACAAAAUCAAGGAGUGUUUAUUUAAUUGUAUGAACUUUGCAGCACAUGAAAAUGUGUUUAUGUCUGAUUUUUCUGUCCUUUUUUUUUACCGAGCACAAAUACAAUAUAACAUGAAACAAAAGUUCCUCCUUUGCUUUGUUGUUGAGUUAGAUGAGACUCAGUAACUCAGUACAUUUACUGAAGUACUGUAUGUAGUACUGAAGUAUUUAUGUGAGUCGUCCCGUUUCAUGUCACUUUAUGCUAUCUGUUAGUUAGCUGCUAGUUAAUUUUAUCAGACUGAUAACAGAUCCAUUGUUGAAAAUCAUUAGUUGCAGCCAUCUCAACCAACUACGACUGCUGAAAUAUUAAUGCAUGAGUCAUAAGAUAUAAUAGUGUUCAUAUACUGUAGGGGUAUGUUACAGUACUUUUACUUUUCAUACUAUACUUUCAUAGUUUACAUUUUCAGUGAAAGACUUUCUCCUGUAUUUUUCCUCUUUUGUUUUUUUUUUUUGCUGCUGUAUUUUUACAGCACGGGAUUAGCGCUUGAGUGAAGGAUCUGAUUAUUUCCUCUCUCAGUGGAGCUGGACUGUGUCUUGGCUGAGCUCAGUGACUUCCUGGAGUCUUUCUGUCAACAUGAUGUUGCAACAUGCAACGAGCACGACACCGAAAUGUGAGCUUUAGAGUUUCUGGUGCACCGACUUUGUGACCUUUUGACAGAGCCAGCCAAGCCGUUUCCUCCUGCUUCCAGUCUUUAUGCUAAGCUAAGCUAACGACUGCUCGCUCCAGUGACUUUGUACAUAUUUAACGGUGAGGCAUGAGAGUGGUAUUGAUCUUCUCAUCUAGCUGCCAGCAAGAAAGCAAAUGAGUGAAUUUCCCAAAAUAUCAAACUAUUCCAAUUAAGUUUUCACAUUUUCUUCUUACACUUUGUUUGCCGUCUUUACGUAAAAUUCUGCAGCACACUUGUUUGGAAUGGUAUAUUCCAUAAUGUUUGUCAUGGUAGAGCCUACAGCAUGUCUGAUUAUAAUUUUUAUAAUUUUACUGUUGCUGUUAAAAAAAAAAGUUUUUUGGUUGGUUUUUGAUUUGAUUUUCUACAAGAUAGUUUCUUGUAAAGUGAUUGCAAGUGAUUUGAAAUGCCUUCCACUGCAGCCUUUUCAGGUACAUUUUACAGAUAUGCAAACUAUUUUCUGUACAUUGUAUGUAUGCAGUUCCUUCUCGCUCUUUCUCUGUGUUUUUGUGAUGAAUUAGUGAAUAAAAGAAACGUUGAUGACUGCGA